AUGACUACCAGCAAAUCCUUCACGGCAGAAACUGGCGGCUUGGAAAUCGCCAAAGCCUACUCAUCCCAAAUUACUGGUAAAACAAUUCUCAUCACUGGUGUCUCCCCUGGAGGUAUUGGCGAGGCUACUGCUCGCGCAUUUGCCCACGGAGGUGCAUCUAUCGUCAUCGCAACUGGACGCAAUAAAGCCCGAGUCGAAGGCGUGACCAAAGAACUCUCGGUUGAAUACCCAUCUACAAAGUUCCUCAGUGUCAUUUUCGACCUCGCCUCCCUUAAAGACGUCCGCCGUGCUGCGAACGAAAUCCUUGGUGAUAAAUCCAUCGAGAAAAUCGACAUCCUCGUCAACAACGCUGGCGGCAUGUUCGAAAGCCCCGAGCGUGAACUCACAGUCGACGGUAUCGAGAUGCAUCUCGCCGCCAACUAUCUGAGCCACUUUCUUUUCACCAAGCUGCUCCUCCCACGACUGCUUGCGGCCGCCAAGGUAAACCCUCCUGGCGCGACCCGCAUCAUUCCUGUAGGCAGUGAGGCCAUCAAUUUCAGCCCCUUCCGUUUUAGCGACUGGAACUUUGACCACGAUAAGAAACUCGCCGCCGACGAGAGGCCCAAUUGGGACCUCCUCACUAAUGUGACGGGAAUCCCAGAAACCACAGAAUUCAACGUCUUCGUUGCGUACGGGCAGAGCAAAACCGCCACUGCACUUUUCACGGUCCAGCUCAACACAUUGCUUGCCAAGGAGGGGAUCUUUGCGUUCUCACUUCAUCCAGGAAGGGUGAGAAGUACAGCAGCGCUAGGGGUAGUAGCGUCGUUGUCUGAAGAUCAGAAGGAGUUAGCUGACAAGACAUUUACCAAGACUAUUGAUCAGGGGAGUUCGACGAUUUUGAUGGCGGCUACAGACCCUGGAUUGAAUCCUGAGAAAGGGGUGUGGUUGGAGGAUAAUCAGCUUGCGGAGCCGGUUGCGUGGGCGGUUGAUAAGGAGAAGGCUGAGAGGCUGUGGAAGUUGUCUGAGGAGAUUAUCGCUGAGAAACUGGGGAAUUAA
Messenger RNA from Bipolaris maydis ATCC 48331, 1035 nucleotides. RefSeq lists its product as uncharacterized. NCBI's taxonomy places the organism in Eukaryota, Fungi, Ascomycota, Dothideomycetes, Pleosporales, Pleosporaceae. The record is from RefSeq and is a predicted model, not a curated record.